CAGGCCAUCACCGAACGCUUUGGGCCGCUGGUGAGCACUCGCCUCCAGCCUGCCUGAACGGCACAGCCUUGCGACGAACCCACGAAGCUCUCGAUUGGGGCAGUUCCCCAAACACAGCCGGACAGCUUGUAGCUUCUUGCUGCGGCCAGCUCUAUUGAGCUGUCAAGGUUUCACGACAAAAUGCCUUCCGAACCUACAAAGGCCUCUAACGCAGGCAUCAUCACGGAUGAUGCCGGCGAACGCCAGAUCCCCGAGUCGAAGCGAGCGGACGGCAGCGUCCGCAAAGCCAUCAAAGUUCGCCCCGGCUAUCGCCCCCCUGAAGAUGUCGAAGUCUACAAGAACCGCACUGCCGCAGGAUUCCGUGAUCGCGCGACAAGAGGCGGUAUUCCUGGUGCGACGGGCCUGAAGGAGGAAAAGCCGGACGCCUCGUCUUCCGCCGCGAGUAAUAAGAAUGCAAAGCGUCGAGAAGCGCGAAAGAAGGCCAAGGCUACCGGCGAGGAGGAAGGGGACGAUACGAAGCAGACUGGUGGUGACGAUAAUGCUGCCAAGGCCGAAGAGGCUGACCCCGAAGUCGAGAGAGAAAAGAAGGCUCGGAAUCUUAAGAAGAAGCUGAAGCAGGCAAAGGACCUCAAGGACAAGAAGGAAGGCGGAGGGACGCUUCUGCCCGAGCAGAUCGCCAAGGUCAUCAAGAUCAACGAGCUUAUUCGCGAACUCGAUGCUUUGGGAUUUGAUGCUGAAGGAGAGCCCAAAACUGGCAAUGGGGCCGACGGAGAGUCCAAUGCGAAGGAAUCAUCCAAGGAAGCCUGAUAAUUUUCUUUGUGCUUCUGGCGUCUUUUCACUUCGAUGUUGGCUCUGCCAUGCGAUUGAUCACAGUCCAAAGCAAUCCAUCAACUUCACUGCCCUAUGUGCACCGCGUAUAUCGAACGGAUGCCUCACCUACAAA
This is a messenger RNA of Colletotrichum phormii, 943 nucleotides long. RefSeq lists its product as uncharacterized. Bases 181 to 807 code for a protein of 208 amino acids. Gene Ontology annotation, biological process: exon-exon junction complex disassembly. Lineage: Eukaryota; Fungi; Ascomycota; Sordariomycetes; Glomerellales; Glomerellaceae. Gene Ontology annotation, cellular component: cytoplasm; exon-exon junction complex. The transcript has a single exon. Gene Ontology annotation, molecular function: RNA binding. The record is from RefSeq and is a predicted model, not a curated record.